AUGAGCGAUGAGGAUCCCCAGAUCUGGAGGACGAGCAAGCGGAAGGUUCUGGGCGAGAUGAGCAAUACGUGCGCGAAGAGAGGCCACCCUCUGGUACCCGGAAAGUUCUUGAUAGGGAAUGAUAAGAUCAGGAAGCAGGAACCCGCCGGAGUUGGGCCGGAAGACCCCGCCGCCAGGAAGAGGGUCAUCGGGGAGCUGGUGAACGUCAUCAAGGGGAAGCAGAGAUUUAACUGGGCUUCUGAGAACUCCGGAGCCAUGGCAGGAGAUGUGAAGCUUCCGGCCUCUGCAAGAACUCCAGAGGAUGGACGCCGAAGGCACUCGUCUCCUUCCAUUUCCAGGAAGACAUCCGAGACGGGCGUUGACGCAUGGAAACGGGGACUCAACUGGGCAUCCGAGGGGGACGGAAUCAUGGCGGGCGGUGAGAAGCCACCCACCUCCUCCGCUAGUCUCCAAGAUGGGUGCAGAGGGCGUUCUUCUUCGACGGAUCACACUCCCCAGGUUAUGAGGGGCGAUUCUCUGGUCAGUGGUUCAGGAGAAGACGGACAGAGGAGCUCUAUCAGCUGGGCUCCAUUUCCUCUGCGCCUCUUCUGUCCCCCAGCUGAUCUUACUGGAACCAUUGACCAAAAUCGUGAGGCUCCUGGGCAGAAAUAUCAACCGGGGUUGGCUAGUUUCUCUGGCACAGGUAACAGAAGUAUAGAAUUUGUUAAUUUGGCGGAGAAUGUGUCACAAGAAGAUGAUUUCAUCAAGAGCCAGCCGGCAAGUGGGCAUCCUGAGCAGCAGAGCUCAGGGAGGACAACUGGGUUGCCUGAGGAGCCUGGGAAGACCCCAGGCGCAAAUGUCCAUGAAAACCUGGUCGCGGGCAAAGGUUGCUCCUGUCCCCUCUGCCUGAAAGGUAGCUUCUUCCUUCAAACGUAGAUACAGUCGAUUGGCUUCCCAAUUUAUCUGAAAGCUGGUUACGAAGAGCUUCUCCUCCUCUGUUCGUCUUCUGUAACAGCUGGGUAUCUGUGGGCGGAUCUACUUUACCAGGACUGCAAAGGCCGGCUAUUGGGUGGGUCCCGGCGGAUCUUCUGCAUGAUUUCUUAGCUGGGCUUCCUCGCUUCUUAUUUUUCCUCUGUUUGACCCUUUUUUUUUUUUUUUCUUCUUCUCCGCUGCAGAGGUGAACAGAAGCAGGAGAGAUGCUAGACUCUUGACUGGGAGCAGUUCUUCUCAUGAUCUUGCGGGCAGAGCAGCUGGAAACGAUGAGAAGUCUGCGAGAUUAGAAUCGGAACUCAGGCAACACUGGAGAGCGCUUUUCGUGCAUACUGAGAGCGUUCUCACUUGCGAAAGUGCUCAGCUUGUGAGUUAUCACUUUUUCAUUUUUUUUCUUGAAGUACCAAAGUUCUUUAUUAUAUCUUGGCAUGAUGUGAAGGUUUCCGCAUUCAUGUUUUUAGUGGGUCUAACAAAUUUAUGGAGAGAAAUAUAUCGAUUCAAUCUUUCGAAAUGCCUUUUAUUCGAAAAAAAUUUAAGAAUGGGCCUCAUUAAUAAUCCUAAAUUAGUAAUUAUACUAAUUAUUUCUUUUCCUUGUCUUUGAUCAUCUCAUUUCUAGCAAGAAGAAAGAUCAUGGAAUGACAAUAAUAAUAAUAAUAAUAAUGUGAAGAUUAUUGUGUUAAUAAUCGAGCAAAAGGUUUCAGGGAUUGACUUUCAGGGCUAAACCCCCAUGGAAUAGUCGAAUGGAGAUCUUUUGCAGGGGAUUAUACCAUUCCUUGUGUUUUAUUUUAAUGUUCAUUAAAAUAAAUGAUGGUCGCUUAUCUAUUUUCCCCCAUUCUUCACAUCUUUCUGCCUACUUACGUUGAAAUUAUAUUUUCCACGUGGCAGCAAUCCAGCCUUCUGAAGUUGAAGGAGCUGAGAGAGAAUUGCAAGAGAGAUGCGGAGGCGGAGACUCCCUCUGUGGUUCCCAACGAGUCCUAG
This is a messenger RNA of Spirodela intermedia, 1947 nucleotides long. The record is from the annotation of a GenBank genome assembly. NCBI's taxonomy places the organism in Eukaryota, Viridiplantae, Streptophyta, Magnoliopsida, Alismatales, Araceae.